GUAUCGAUGUGUCUAGUGUCUAAAUCAACAAGCGAGUUAGCGACAUUUUGUAAUAUUUCGUGUAUUGAUUGCAGUGCCAGUUAGAUUUAAUUUUAAUACAGAAUAGAUUAUUGGUUUGAUAUUUACCUUUGUGAUUAUGUUUAAUAAGACUGUUUACCACCUCUGUAAUUAGAAGGCGUGUACGUGAGCAGUUUAUUGUGUUUAUCAUUGGUUUUCAGCCAUGGCAGUGCCCGACCAGUUUUCACUUCGGUGGAAUGACUUCCACGCAAAUCUCGCACUGUCGUUUCAAGCGUUGUUGGAUGGUGAGGAUCUAGUUGAUGUGACGUUGGCGGCUGAUGGCCAGUAUGUUCAUGCACACAAGUUAAUUUUGUCAGUCUGCAGUCCUUACUUCAAGGAAUUGUUUAAGAUGAAUCCAUGUGAACAUCCUAUAGUCAUUCUUAAGGAUGUGUCCUAUCAUGAACUAAAGCAGCUUCUCCAGUUUAUGUACAAAGGAGAGGUACAUGUUCGUCAGCAAGAGUUGUCUGCUUUCCUUCAUACAGCUGAACUUUUGCAAAUUAAGGGCCUCACAAGUGGCAGAGAGAAAAGUGAGUCACCUCCGCCAGCCUCUGAAGAUUCCUUCACACCAAGAUCACAGAUCAAUGAAGCAACUAGUGACAGCUUGCCUGAGUGGGUACAACCAGAAGAAACAUCAAGUAUGGAAAUACCCCCUGAAGUACCAGCCUUGAUUCCAAAGGAAGAAGCUGCCAGAAGCCCUCUAAAACGAUUAAUGAAAAAUACACAAAACAGAACGAGCAACAAUAACAAAAAGAAGCCUAGGCCUUCGGCCAACAACAGUCCUUCUCAUCCCGAAAACAGCGAGUUUGUUCCUGAAGGAGCCUACAGUGAUGUAUCUGGUGAACCCUUGAUUGACUUCGACAGCGAUAUGUUUCAUAAUAUCUUGGUUGUACCAGACUCUGCUAAAGAAACAGGUUGGAACUGCAAAACUGGCGGUGUUAAAUGUCCGUCGUGUCAUCGGUUCUUUGCCAAUCGUUACAAUCUUAAAGUUCACAUACGAGACAAACAUGAUACUAGAGAGGGGACAUUGCAAUGUGAAAUUUGCCAGAAACGUAUGCGAAACCCGUCAUGUUUACGCGUACAUAUGUAUCAUCACCGCAAGCAGGCCGCGUAUCUUGCGCAACUUAGCGCUCAGGGAGAUCAAAUGGGCGUCCAUAACAUGGUUGAGAAUAAGUGGCGUCCUGAAAAUUUGAAUGACUAUCGGGAAAUGGAAAAAUUUACGGCAACUGCAACGGCGCCCGAGGCCAAUCAGUUCCCGCAGGCUGCUGAUGUUGGGCAGCAAGCCGCUGAGCCGCUGAUGAAAACUGAACCAAAACUAGAGACCGCAUGAUUAAGGGUGAGACCGGAUGACGACCUUAUUGACCCGAUCGAACUGGCACGCCGAUUUACUCAACAAUGCUGGUGGAAGAAUAUGGUCUUCUGUUUCAAACCGGACUAGUAUGCUUUUUUUAAACAUAUUUCUAUUUAUUUGCAACAUUUUGGUUAACAUUUCUGCGGCCACAAAUAAUUUUAAAUUGUGCUUGUGGCGUUUAGUUCGGUAGUACCAGCUUCGAAUAUUCAGACCUUACCAAGGGUACUGUUGAGUAUGUAUAUAUUAUUUCCAAUAUACAUUCCACCAUAUACAUUCCAAAGACUGAUUGAACAAAAAUAAUUUUAUAGAUUUUUUUAUAGUUUACAUCGGUUUUAUUUUAACGCAGGAUAUAUUUGUUAGUGACUUACUUAGUUUUAACACGUUUUAAAGUACCAAUUAUUGUCAUAAGUUAACUCCUGUACGACAAAUUUUAAUUUAAUAUUUUCCAUUUAAAUAUAUAAGAAUCAAUUGGUUCUUUUUAAUACUAAGCGGCUGUACAAUUCUAAGUACAAUGGGAACAAGGCAGCUACAAUCCGAAUUAGGUUAAUAAUAAUUGCCAUUAAUACAGUGUACAAAAUUGUUAUUAUUGGAAUUUCAAAAUAAUAGGUAAGACCACAAUAAACAUAACCUCACAGUACAAAAUGUGUAAAAUAUUCAUUUUUAAUGCUUUACUUAGUUUAAGUUCUAUAGGUUUAAGUUCACAAUAAUCUUGGAACUGAGUCAGUCUACUGAAAUUAUUUUAGUACAAGAUUCGAAAUUUCAUAUUAAUAUAACAAUCUUUUGUACCUCAUCUUUUAUCUUGUAUAUUUUGCUGUUUACCGUCUAACUUUAAUUGUAAGAGGAAUUUUACGUGAAUCAUGGGUGACGGCAUCGUUUUGGUUGCUGUAUGUUAUGAUUUCUUAUUUAGAACAAGUAACAAGAACAGAUAGAUAAAACAUUCGAGCUAAAAUGAUGCAUAUGUUCUAUGAACAUGAAACUCGCCGAAUUAAAAUAGCGAUUUUUAUGUAAAUAACGGUUUUGAAAUACACCCAUGUUGUAAAACAGUAAAUAGGAUUACUGAAAAUUUAUACAUUCCAUAUGACUUUCGAAAAAUGCCAUUUUAGUUGAGUUGUGACACAGGUAAAGUUGUCAAUGGUUUCCUGUCUACUUUACCGCGUUUAGCUUUAAUUUCUAAAAGACUCAUCCCAUCGUAAUCAAGUCGAAAAUGUAAAAUCUAGACUAAGAUCGAAUAGAGGUGGCCAGUUAGAAAGCGAUAGCUAUACGAUGUGGAUUUUUGUCAUGCCGUCCCUUUCUCACCUCAAAUAAUUUUAAUUUUACGAAUUUUUGCCUUCGUACGGCACCGGAGCUCAACGGCGUUGGGACUGUUUAAAAAAACGGAAGGCGAAGAUAGUUUUAAAUUUGUACUUGACACAAAUGGUUUUUAUUUAUCAAAAUUUUAUAUAUUUUAAAGGUUUGGGUAUUUCUAACCAGUAGUUUUAAGGGGGUAUAUUAACUAACAAAUUGAUCAAGGAAAAAAAAUAUAUACAUUCCAUUAGUUUUAAGAUCUGUAAUCAACCUGAGUUAGAGUAAGUUUAACAUUUAUAAUAAGUGCUCGUUGAGUAAGUCUUCGUAUUGUAAUUAAUUGAGAUUAAAACCAACAUUCCAUAGUUUGUUAGCUGUAUUGAUUUAGCAUUUAUACAUUGUUUUUUUUUACCAAAUUUUUUAUAUACCAAUGCUCUUUAUUUUGUAAUGUAGACUGCAUAUACAAAUAUCGAACCACACCACUUUUUUGUCAAAAGGUGUGCUGUCAAAAUUCGGUAAUUUGGCAAGUUUUGACAAGAUAACGUUGGCUAAGACUACCUUGCCCAAUACUUGAUUGUGAAAUUAAUUUAUGAAUCACAUUUUAAGUACUUAAAACAACAUUAAUCAAUUGAAAGCGAAUACCCGGCAGUGUUAUGAUAAUAGAAUAAAAAUUGCAUUCUUUAAGAUUUAAUUAAUCUGGGGAUAAAUUGAAAUUAAAGUGUGCUUCAUAGAUAUAAUGCGGUAACCAUAUAUUUUCUUUAAUAUAUUAAGGGUCUGUUUCACAAUGUCCGGAUAAGUUCCAAAUAGGCUAUUUAUUACUUAUUGGUAGGAUAAACACUACUGUUGCGUUUCACGGCUGUCUGGCAGCGCGAAAUUUCUUUGGAUCUUUUAUCUUAUAAAUAAUGUAUGUGUUGCAUAGCUAUUUGGUACUUUAUCCAUACAUUGUGAAACAGGCCCUAAGAAUUUUUAAUUCAUUUAUGUCUCAAUAUUAACUGAGAAAGUGUUUUUAGUUUUAAAGGAAUUAACAAAAACUGGUUGCUGCAUAUUUCGAGAAUACUCAAUCGUCUGAAUUUAAUUCACAACAUAUUUUGUUAUGCUGUCUCUGGCCUCCACAAAGUACAAAAUAGUGUGCCAAUUAAAGCCAAUUAUAUACUUUUGUCUUAUUGAUUAAAAAUAUCAUCACAAAAUAUUAGAGGUGAAAUGAAAAGCUGGAGUCGGCAAAUUUAACCAAAUAUAAAUGUUUACUGUAAAAUGGAUCCUUUCUCUUCAUUGUAUUGGGAGGAAAUGGACCGUUAAUAAGUCACUUCAUUUUAAGUGAGACGCAUUUUAAGCAAUCUAGAAUUCCAAUGAAAAGGUUGCAUUUUUUUGCUUUUUGAUACUAUUAUUGUUUUCUAUUUAUUUAUAUUCUUCCAAAAUUAACAUAAUAAAUUAUUAUUUUUAUGUUUUAUUUCAUCAGGCUUUGCAGAUACAAUAUCUGCACUGGUUUUCAAGUUUAUUUUUUUAUUAUUGAAAUUCUACGCUUGUUCAACUUAGAAAUGCGUCACACUUUUACGACAUUACUUGGUAGAAUUAAUAUUAAUAUUUAACGGAAUAUAAUAUAGUGCUCAAAUAUAACUUGUAAUUUAACUGGUCUAUAACCAUGACAUAAUUUUAAUCUCAUAGCGUGUAAGUACUUUGUAGUGUGUCUUGGUUACGAAGUAACUCGUUCGAUGUUGACGAAAAUUUGUUUGCGAGAGAGUCCAUAUUACGUAAAAAGUACUUUGACAAAUCGUGUGACGAGAAGGUGGAAAAAAUGAUUGCACAAAGUGUAUUUUUUUUAAUAGAAUUUUGAUUUCUAGUAUUUCAAAAUAGCCAUUAAAUUGACAUACCCAGAUGACAUGAGCUUGGAUUCAAUUCACAAUACAAUGCUUAAUACAUCGCUUGGAAUCACAAAACAUAUUUUCGUCAAGACGAUUAUAUCUAUCAAUUUACCUGUCGCCAUAAUUAUAUUUCUUAAGUUUUAUAUUUUUAUAGUCUUUAUAUAUCGUUUAGGACAUGCUGUAAUUGAUUUCAUCAGGGUAAUAUUCAAUAAUUCAGGCCCAAUUUUCAUCGCAUUUAUAUUGGCGGUAGAGUUAACGUAUUUUUUUUUAAUUAUACAAGAUUUUUUAAACACAGCUAAAUAGAUUUAAUGGCAACCGCUGCGUGCAUUAGAUUAGACCUUUGAUGUUGAUAAAAUCGGUAUUUGAGUGCUUAACUUGUAGAACGCACUUUGUCAUUGGCCAGUAUUCUCCGAAGUUGUGCGAAAAUGAGCUUUAUAUUGAUUACGUCCGAGGAGAUCGAAUCUCUUUAAAUUAAAGGCUGCUGUUGUCAAUGUAAGGAGCGGUAUCUGAUACUAGUAAUAUGAGUUUAUUAGCAUUUACAUACGAGCUUUAAGAAAAGUGAGAAAGGAGGGUAGACCAAGAAAAUUAAAACUCUAAACGUUUGUCUUACAAAUAAAAGUACUGG
Molecule: messenger RNA, 5170 nt
Organism: Pieris rapae (cabbage white)
Lineage: Eukaryota; Metazoa; Arthropoda; Insecta; Lepidoptera; Pieridae
Product: protein tramtrack, beta isoform
Exons: 9
Coding region: 221-1384 (387 amino acids)
Biological process (GO): regulation of transcription by RNA polymerase II
Cellular component (GO): nucleus
Molecular function (GO): protein binding
Source: RefSeq, a predicted model, not a curated record